This is a messenger RNA of Echinostoma caproni, 705 nucleotides long. The record is from the annotation of a GenBank genome assembly. Lineage: Eukaryota; Metazoa; Platyhelminthes; Trematoda; Plagiorchiida; Echinostomatidae.
UAUGUCAAUCACUUGCAGAAUGUACUUGGAAAACAAAAUUAUCAAAGUGGAUCACCAUUUCAUCUGGAAGAUGAGGAGAGUUUACGAAAAUCGAUGCGUUACAGCGAUGUGGUGAUCAACCUAAUUGGAAAAGAAACCGACACUCGUAACUUCAAACUGGAGCAGGUGCACGUGGAUGGGGCUGCCAGGAUUGCACGUAUCUCAAGAGAGCUCGGUGUGGAGCGUUUAGUUCACAUUUCCGCCUUAUGUCAGAAUCGAAAACCACCGAGAUAUGUACGUGCACCUUCUCGCUUCAUGAUGUCCAAAGCCGUUGGCGAAAUGGAAGUUAAGCGAGAACGUCCGGACGCUAUCAUAUUCCGCCCAGCUGAUAUGUGGGGUGAAAUGGAUAGAUUUUUAUGCUAUUAUGCUGCAAAGCCUCGCCGAUUUGGUAUUGGACGGGUGGUUGACGUUCCUCUGUGGGGGCGCGGGAUGAAAACCAUCAAACAACCAGUUUACGUCGGGGAUGUUGCUCGCGGGAUUGUGAACAGUUUGACCGCACCAGAUGCUCCCGGACAAAUAUAUGAGGCAGUCGGCCCCCAUCGAUAUCGAUUGGAUGAUCUAGUUAAAUGGAUCUACUUCAUUUGUCGUUAUCUGCCAGCCGAACUCAACAUCACGGGGAUGAAUCCCAUUUUCCUAGGCUUCACAAAAUGUUUACGGACAAUUUAA